AUGAAUGAAAAUAUAAAAAAGGAAGGAAUGAAAAACGUGGAAGAAUAUAAUGAAAAUCCUUACAACAAUGAAACACAAGAAGAACGUAGUUUCAGUAAUAAUAAUGAGAAUAUAAAAAAAAAAUAUAAUAAUGAUGAUAUAAAAGACAAUAAAGGAAGCAUUAUACGCAAACCAAUAAAUAACUUAAAAAAUAAUGGUACGCCAUCCGAAUUAAUAAAUAGUGAAAAUGUGCAUACUCUUGAAGGCAAUCAAAAUAGUAACCACAAGACAUAUGAUAAUAUGAAAAUGCAUAAAAGUAAUUUUUUAAAUUUGAAUAACAAAAAUGAUGUAAAUGAUGAUAAGGAAAUUAACAAUAUUACAAAUAAAAGUAUAAAGUCUACAUUAUACGAUAAUACAAAAAAUAAUAGCACUUUAGCUGUAUGUUUUGUAAAAAAUGAUAAUAGCCUUUCUCAAAAUGUAAAUGAAACAGAGAAUGGAGGAAAAAAAAAAAGAAAGAAAAAAAGGAGAAAACCCAUAGAUAGUUAUUCAGAUGAUUAUACCAAUUUAAAAAAAAAGAAAAGAAGCAUUUUUUAUAAAAGUUUAUUAAAAAAAAAGUGCAAACCAUAUAUGAAUAACUUAAAAACAAAUAGUUUAUAUAGUCUUCAUUCUUUACAAAGUGGAAAUUGCAAUAAAUUUGUGGGGAACAACCAAUUGCAAAAUGUACCCAUUGAUAAUUUCGAUAAAAAUGACAAUAAUUUUUUUAAUUUUAAUGAUAAUAAAACGAAAGGGAAUGCUUUUGAAUAUGAUAUAAAUUGUGAAAGAAAUUUUUAUUCUGACACUUGUAUAAUUUCUUUGUUAAAAAAAAAAAAAAAAAAAAAAAAAAUAUACAAUAUAUUAUAUUACAAUGAGCAUUUUCGAGAAAAUCAAUACAAAACUAAAAAUAAACAAUCACUAAAAAAAACGUCAAUAUGUUAUGGAUUGUUUUUUAAUAAAUAUAAAAAUUGUAGAUUAAAUAAUAUUAAUAAAAAUGUUAAAACGUUAUAUUAUACUGCUACUAAAUUGGGGAAGAUACAUAAAUAUUUACAAUGUGAAAAUUAUAAUUUAACGUUAAGAAAUAUUCAAAAAAGGCAAAGGCUAUAUUUUUAUCAUAAAGAAAACAUGCUUAGUAUGUUUAACUGCUUUAUAAGGAACAAUUGUAAGAAUGGAAAAAAAAAUAAAACUUUGAAAACGAAUCGAUGUGGGAUUAAGAAAGAAGGUUUUAAGGAGACGAAGAGCCUAACAAGAGGGGCUGGUUACAAAUCGAAUAAAUCUGAAAAAACAAAAAAAAAUAAUAAGUCAAAUAAAAUGAAUAAUUCUAAUGUAUCAAAAGAAAAUAUUGAUAAUGCAUCUAACAAUUUAGUAAAUGAUGAAAUAAAAAUGAAAAGAAAGCUUAGUGAAGAAAAUAAAGAGAAUGAAAUAAAUGAUAAAGAUGGCGAUUUAAAAAAUGAUAAUAUUAACAAUAAGGUAAAAAAUGAUAUACAAACAGAAGAGGGGAAUAAAGAAUUGAGAAUAACAGGGAAAUCAUUUAUAAAAUAUAAUCAGCACAUAUAUGAAAAAUACUACAAUGAUAUAUUUUUAAGGAUUGGUAAAAUAGUAACAAAUAAAAAAAAAAUAUAUUUUUUAACUUAUAAAAUUAUAAAAGAAUCUUAUUUUCGUAUUUUAAUAUUAAAUAAUGAAAAGUUAGAGAGAAAUAUUUUACAAGUCGUAGCUAUACAAGAUGCUACAUUGUUUGAUAAAAAUGUAAGAAUAUAUAGUGAUCCAUUUUAUAUAAGAAAUAAUGGAAAUCUGUAUGGUGUUAAAUUUUUAAAAUUUUUUUCACUAAAAUACUUUAAAAAAAAAAAAAAUAUAGAAGACAUCAUAUUUUCAGAUGCAGAAAUAGCUGAUAAAAAUUCAAAUAAAAAAAACAUAGAAAAUGAAAACAAUAAUUCAAAAGUCGUUAAAUCAGAAAAAGAAAAAAAAGAUACUGAAGAAACUAUUUUGAGUAAAAGUGGCACUGAUACAGAAGAUAAUAAUAUUAAUAACACCAAUUGUAAUAGUGAUGAAAAUGAGCAAAAGGAAAAUAAGACUUGUAUCAAUUUAAAUGCAACAAAAGCCUCAAAAGAUAAAAAUAACAAUAUUAGUAUUAACAAAUCCAAAGAGAUGAAGCAUCAUGAAAAGGACACCCCUAAAUCUUCUAUCUCCAGCAAUAGUAAUAAUAAUACCCUUAAUUAUGAUUCUGAUGAUAAUGAAAAGGGAAAAAAAAAUCAAUCUUGUAAAAAUGAAAAAUGUGCAAAUAUGAUAAAUAAAAAAGGAAGAAACGCAAAUAGUAAAGUAAAAAAUGAAAAAGUUAGUAACACAAAAAAUCAGUUCAAUAACAAUGAUAAAAAUAGCAAAAAAGCGAACGCCAAGAAUACAAAAAAUAAUAAUAGAGAUUCUAAAAUUAAAAAGAAUCCAAAUGAAAUAAACAAAAAUAUUGGUAGAAAUAAAACAUGUAAAAAAACAAAUAAUUCCAAAGCAAGAUAUAAUAAAAAUGCAAAUAAAGAAGAUGAAGAACAUAAAUACACGGGUGUUAUAUAUAAUAGUAAAAGAAAAUAUUAUUUUAAUAUUACCAAGAUUAGUGAUAUAAUUAGUAUGGUAAAAGGAUCCGAAGACACAACAAAAUUUUAUUUAGAUACUUCUAACAAUAAUAUGAAAAAAAAAUUAAAAUUAUUUAAAAAAGUAGAAAAAACAUUGUUUUUAGAAAAUUUAAAUAUUGACGGUGAAGAGGUAUUAUUUAAGCGCCCUAAAUUUUUUAACUGCAUAAUUGAAGAAGUCUUUGAAAAUUAUAAUAUAUUAUACGAAACAGAAGAUGGCAAUUUUAACAUGUUUGAAAAUAAAUACGAUCGUUUAAAAAAAAAUGUGGUAAACAAACCCGAAAAUGAUUUAUCGAAUAAAUACAUUGAAUUAAAAGAUGAAGAGAGAGGUUUUAGGUACAUAGGUUAUCGUGUUAGUUUUGAAUUAAAAACAGAUAACAAAAAAAAAAGUACUUUAAAAACCGGUAUUAUAAAAUAUUAUUCUCCAAAAUAUAAACAAUUCUUUAUACACCAUAUAGAAAAUAUAAAAUUUAAUUUAUCAGUUGAUUCUCCCAAAAGUAUAAACAGAGAUGUAAGUAAUACAAGAAAUUAUUCUAGAACAUCAUCUUUUUCUUAUAAUACUAUCAUCAAGGAUAUAAAUCACAAUGAUUAUAAUACGGAAAGUAAUUUAAACAAUAUAAACAUGAUUGAUAUAAAUGGUGGUGACCCUCAAGGAUGUUUGAAUGCAAAUGGAAAUAAAACAGAUAUUCUAGAAAAAUAUAAUAGUGAGAAUAAAUCUCCAAAGUAUAAUAUUAAAAUGCAAGACGAAGUUGAGAAGAAAAAACCUGAUUUUAUUUUUUCAGAUGUUAAAGGGUGGUAUUCGCCACAUUUUUAUAAUAUAAAAGUAUUAAUAUCCUUAAAAGAAUUCCACAGAUUUGAUAUACUAGAUAAAAAGAAAGAAGUACAUGAUCUUAGCAUUUUAAAUAAGCUUACUAAAUGUUUUUUAUGUAAAAAUAAUAUCCUUUUCAUUAAAGGGCAUGAUCAUUACACUAGCACUUUACCCACUACUAUAUAUGAUUUAAGUAGUGAAGCAGAAAAAAAAGAAAUUGAUGAAACGAAUACUAUAAAUGUGCAUUGGGGUGUAAAAUGUUUUAUGUGUUCUAAAACAUUUCAUGCAGAAUGCUUAGGAGAUGAAGUUAUGAUUGCAAAAAGUUAUGAUAAAAAUGUUUUAAUGAAAGAAUAUAAAAAAUAUAUUUAUAAAAAUAGUCUUAAAAAAGAUAAAAAAAGUACAAAAAAAAAUAAGAGAACGAAAAGUCCUAAUAAAAAAGAGGGUACGAAAUCAGCUAAAGGUAGUAACAACAGUAUUAGUGAUAAUAAAAAUGGAAAAGCCAAAAUGGAAUAUGCUAGUAGUAAAAGUAAUACUAAUAGUAGCUCGCUUCAGAGUAGUAGAAAUACAUCCUAUAAUUGCAUAAAUGAUUUAUCAAAUGAAAUUGGAACCAAAUUAAAAAAAAAUAUAACUAGUAAAACACGGGAGAAUAACAAGAUUCUCAGAAGUAAUAGUAACAGUAAUAAUAAUAAUAGCGGGGAUAAUGAAAGUAGUCAAACAAAAAGUGAUGAUUUAAAUGAUGGAAAUUUAGAUGAUGAAUAUUCUGAUGCCGAAAACAAUAAUAAUUUAGAAAAAUCAAAAACAAAAAAAUCUCGAAAAUAUUUAAAUUAUAUUCCGUCAGUCAAAUAUAAUGAUAUGCAUUAUAAAAAAUAUAUAUGUAAAGAGUGCUAUCGAUGUAUAUACUGUUGUGAAAGUAUAUAUAAUUAUAAACAGACACCAAAUGUAGCUAAUUAUGUUAUUUGUAAAUCUUGUAAUAUGGUAGCUCAUGGGUCAUGCUGUUUUCCCAAUGUCCCAGAUAUUUAUUUAUUUAAUUGGAAAUGUGAUGAUUGUUUAAAAUGUAGCAAAUGUGAUUAUUCAAAUUUAUGUUUUAUAAAUUAUAAUGAAUGGGAAUUACAUUUAGAUUGUUGUAUAAAUUGUUAUAAAGAAUACGAAAAGAAAAAUUUUUGUAUUAUAUGUAAUGAAAAAUAUAAAGUUGAUGAUAGUAAUAAAUGGGUAGAAUGCGAUGUUUGUAAAUUUUGGAUUCAUUUAAGUUGUGAUAAAGAUGAAGAUAGAAAUAUAGAAACAUUAGCAAUAAAACACAUUAAUUAUAAAUGUCCUACAUGCAGAUCAGGAUCAUUUAUUGAUAAAAUUGAGCGAAUAUUGUAUUUAUUUUUUCUAUUAGAUAAAUAUAAAAAUUUCACUUUUCAUGUACCAAUCAAUUUUUAUAUAUAUUGGAGAAUUGUCAAAAUACCAAUGAAUUUAUAUAUUAUGAAAGAAAAAUUAUGGGGGAAAAAAUAUAACACAAUAUCUGACUUUUUAUAUGAUUUUAUCCUUAUAGUACACAAUGCUAAAACUGUUCAUAUGCCUAAUACACCUAUAUAUAAGAAUGCAUGUAAUUUUGAAAAAAAAGGAAAAGCUAUAAUUAAAAAUAUGUUUAAUAUGUCUAAUGAAGAACUGAAUAAAUAUAUUGAUGACUGUCUUGAAAAAUAUAAAAAAAUUAUAGCUGAUGAUGUCACUAAUAAUGAAUCAUCAAAUAAUGUAACUAAUACUAAUAUUGACAAUAAUUUUUCGAUAGAAAAUAGUAAAUUAAAUAAUAAUAGUAAUUCUUACAAUUUUAAUAUGGAUUAUAUGCUUUCGAAAUAUAAUGAGAAUAUGGGCCCUCACAACAAUGCUGCUAUUUCGGAUUGUACUUAUAAGGAUAAAAAAAAUAGCGAAUAUAGCCUUAGUAAGGAAACUAUAAAUUUAGUGGAUAUGAAUAAAGAUGCACAUAUUCAUCAAGAAAAUUAUAAUGAUAUAGGGUACUAUGGCAGUACAACUAUUAACAGUAAUGAUAAUUUAGGUAUAGAGAAAUCUAGAGAUAACACAAAAAAUAGUGGUGAUCGAAUACGAUUUUUUCAAGAGGGUCAUGAUAUAAAAAAUUUAGAAAAUAAUUAUAAUAAGUUUGAAAAACAAAAUGGAACUGAUAAAUACAACUAUAGAAACAUUAAUGAUAAUUCUCACUAUUCUGAAAAUAAUAUGCUUAUGAAUAACUUUCAAACAUGUAAUAAUGUUUAUGAAACAAAUAAAGAUAAUAUACAAAUAGAAAGAAAUAUUAUUUCCAAAUUUGAAACAUCACAAUUUGAUAAAUUGGAAAGCAAAGAUGAUGCUUCUUAUAUUAAUAAUAACACUAAUAAAAAUAAUAUAAAUGAUAAUCCUUACAAAAAAAGAAAACGUGAAAAUAUUGAAAAAGAUAUUAUGCAUUAUGAUUUACAUGAACUUUUUAAUUUAAAAAAAAAUUCCAUUUUUUUCCAAUCAAACAAGGAAAUGUUUAUUUCAGAUAAAAACGAUACAAUACAAUAUAGCAUAAUUAAUAUUAAUACUAAUAGUAAAAUUUACUUUAAUACAUCAUACAAUAAAUAUGACGAUUUUGACACUUGUAAAAUAUUAAAGAUUCAUUUUUUGAAAAAAUCUUGUAAGAUAAUGAAAACUGACAAUCGUGAAAAUUUAUGUUCAGAGGCCACACUUACAGAUAAACCAAAAUUAGAAAAUGUAACAGGCGAAAUGAGUAAUAAUAACGACAAUCUAAAUAGAUCUGCAUCUAUUAUUGAGGAUUUAGUUACGAAAACUGCAUUAAAUGAUAGUUCACAAAAUAGUGAAAAAAUUGCAUUUAACGAAGAAGUGAUAGAUGUAGAUACAAAUAAAAAGAAAAUGUCAAACGAUAAUAUUUUAUAUAAUCCUGAUAAAAAUAAACUAUUCCUAGAUUCUGAUAUUUUUAUGAUUGAUAUUAUGAAGGAAAAAAUAAAAAUUAAUCAUGUUACAAAAGAAAAGAAAAGAAUAUUAAGCCCUAUAAAUGACACUUUAAAAUUUUUAAAAUGCAUUCAAAUUAUAUUUUUUGAUAGCUUUGAUACCGAUGGGCAUGAUAAAAUUGUAUAUCCAUUGAAUGCAAGCAUUUACCAAAGUUAUAAAAAAUCAAAACGUGAUAUGGCAUAUAUUAAUGAUACAACUUAUUCUGGAAAGGAAUAUGAGGAGAGAGAUAAAAAUGAUAAUUUAUUUGGUACAAUUAAAGAAAUAUCGAUAGAUAGUAUUAUAUCUUCUGUUUGUAAAUAUGAAAUAAUAAAAAAUUGUGAUAAUAAAUUCGAAAGAAGUAAAAAUUAUGCGAAUACAAAUGACGAGCAGAAUAGCACUAUUAAACAUAUUGAUUGUCAAGGUGAUAAUUUUCUUAAAAAAAAAAUCCCAAAUAUAAAGAAAAAAGUUGAAAAAAUACAAUUUCUGAAAAAUGACAUAUUAAAAGAAUAUUGCUUUAUAUGUGGAUGUAUUGAAUAUAAAUAUCCACUUUUAUAUUGUUCAUCAUGUGGUUGCUCAAUUCAUUAUUCAUGUGCAAAUGUAUCACAACCAUUUUUAUUUAAAUUAAAUUCCUAUUUUGAACAUAAAAAAGAUAUAAAUAAUAUUUUUAAUGUUGUAAGUAGAAAUUUCAAAUGCUACAAUUGCAUUAAGUGUGAUGGAUGUGGCGAUGGAUUUGAUGACGAAAUUAAAAGAAGCUUUUAUUCAAAUACAAGAGAUAAAAAUUCACAUAAUUUAAAGCAAUUUGAAAAGGGAGUAUACAAUCAUUUAUAUAAUUUACAGAUAGAAAUGUUUUCAACAAAAAUUAAAAAAAAUAGUAGUAAUAAUACCCAAAAUUGUAACGAUAAUAAAAAAAAUAUUAUGAUAAAAAAUGAAAACAAUUUAGAGCAUGCUGAUACAGAUGCAAGCAUUAGCCUAGUAAAUGUAAAUAAUUACGAUGAUAAUAAUGCGUCUAUUGUAAAGUAUGCAGAUCAUUCUUUUGUAAAUUCAAGUGCAUGUGAAAAUACACCUCUCACAGAUGUUGUUUGCAUAUCUGAUAAGCACAAUUUUGCAGAUAAAAUUGAAAAGAAUGAAACAGACCAUAAUUUAAUUCCUAUUAAUGUUAACAAAAACAAUAAAAAAAAUAAUGCCACUAGUAAUAAUUUCGAGAAUAAUUGUGAUAAAAAUAUUUAUAUUCAUGAUAAUUUAUAUACAAACAAUAUGAAUAAUAAAAGUUGUGAAAUAUUGGAUACAGAAAAGUCAAUGGGAGACGAAAUCAAUAAUAGUAUAAGCAAAAAAGCUGAAAAAGAAAAAUCUGAUACUUUAAAAAAAGGCAUGGUAAAUAUAUUAAACAUACAUGAACAAACAUCGAAAGUAAUAAAAUGUUUUUGUUGUGGUAAAUCAUCACACAAUCAUUGUUUUUAUCGCAUGGACAAAGAUCUCAAUAAUAUAAAUUCAAUGAUUCAUAAAAAAAAUUAUAGAAGCUAUACAAAAAAAUAUAAUAGAAAAGGGUCUAAUAAAAAAGUAGUUAAUAAUUACCAUGGAAAUAAUGAAAUAAAUUAUAAAAAUGUUAAUAGUGAUCUUAGCCCAGUUAAAUAUUGCGAUAAUUCAACAUCUGCAGAUAAUAAUAGUCUUAUAUAUUUUAUAAAAGAUGAAAGUAUAUCGAAAUAUAAUUUGAAAAAUAAUGAUACAGUAAUAAAUAAUAAUUUUUAUCACCCUCAUACUUUAAAAAAUAUUAAUAAUACAAGUAAUAUGAUUUUUAAAAAUACACAAGAACAUAAUGUAAAUUCACAUGCUGCUGCUGGCAAUAUAUAUGGUAGAGGAAGUAAUAAUAAUAUGUAUGCAUACAUGAAUAAUCCAAGUUAUAUAAAUAGUAUAUAUUAUAAUAAUAACACACAUUGUAAUAUAAAUAACAUUUAUGGUGAUAGCAUUGGAAAUCCCAACAUUGUUAAUAGUAUGCGUAACGCAAGCAAUAGUGAUAAUAACAUCAUUAUUAAAAAAGGUUAUGAACAAUUUAAUGGUAUAAAUAUUGUGGAUCUUGCUUUAAGAAAAAACUAUAUAUCUACAGAUCGUAUAAAUAAUUUUAAUUUUGAAAAAAAUAAUAUACAACCACGUGGUAUAUAUAGUUACGUUAUUCCUUCUAAUGAAGUAUUGCACGAUUCAUAUAAAAUUUGUUUAAACAAUGUUGAACAUGAUGCAGUUGUUACUAUAAAUGAUAGAAGAUUUAACAAACGAGUUUUAAAUAAAAUAUAUGAACUUAUUGAUAAUAAUAAAAAUAUCGUGAUAAAGGAUUUAUCACAUUUAUUUAAUGUAACUGAAUUUAAGCUAAACUUUGCUCUUUGUGAAAUUUUAAAUGGCUUAAUUGUCUAUCUCAAUAAUAAAUUGAAUGAAUAUAAUUUAUUAAUGCAUUCAAAUAAUAUUAUAACAAAUGAAAAAGUGGAUGAUCAUAUAAAUAAUAAGAAAAAAAAUAUAAGCAUAUUCGAUACCAAUUUUAUUUCUACUGCUCAAGACAAAAUUAAUGUUAAUGAAAAUAUUUUUAAAAUUAAAUCAUUAAUUUCAUAUAUUUUCUCAAAUGAUGAAAGUAUCGAAAAAACAUUUAACCAAAGUUUUAUGGGAAUGGGAAUUUCAAAUUAUGUUAGUAAUAACAUACAUGACAAUACUAGCAACAAUGAUAUUAUGCGUUUUGGUAGUUUAUAUAGCAAUAAUUUUAACAAAUAUAAUAAUAUAAAUAUCACGAAAAAUCACAGAUAUUCAUUGCCAAUAUAUAAUGACACAUUUAAUCAAAAUUUAGUUCAUUUAAUUGCAAACGGUUCAAAUGGUAAUAAUUAUAAUGUUGGCAAUAAUAACGACAAUCAUGCAAAUAAUACUCAAAAUAUGAGCAAUAUUAACAGAUUUGGUAUUGAACAAAAUGUCGAAGGGAUAAAUAAUUUUAAUAAUCAGGUAUAUAGCAUAAAUGAUAAAGAUAGUGUUAUUCCUGUGGAUAUGAAAAAUGCUGUUAAUAAUAAAAAUGCUAUGUUACUAUCCUAUAUAAGCCCAAAUGUAUGCAACAUAAAUACUCCCUAUAUUUUAAAUGGUCCAAAAAAUGAUGGAAAAAUGCAUGAAAUGUACUAUAAAAAUAACUCAUUUUCUAUUGAAUCGAAUGUAUUAAAUACCAAUACUGUUAAAAAAGCAAAUAGUUUUGAUAAAAUGUGUACAAAAAUAAAUGGAUUCAAUUAUGAACAUCCUGAAUAUAUUUUAAAACAAAAAAAUAUUAAUUGGGUAGGUAAUGUUUCUAAUAUGAAUAAUUCGAAUAAUAUGAAAAUGUUUAUUAAUAAAAAUUUAAACAAUAUGAUAACUAUUAAUAGUGGUAAUAACAUAAAUAAUAUGAAUGAUUUUGAUGGAGAAAAUAACCAAAACAUAGAUAAUUCAUAUAAAGGUAUAAACAGAAAUUGGAUUAAUGAAACAGGUAAUUUCAACAAUACCAAUAGUAUUUUACAAAAUAUAAAUAUGAUAAAUAAUAUAGGAGAUAAUAAGCAAAUCGUGAGCUCAAAUAAUGUUAAUAAUUUAUACAACUCUUCCAAUGUCAUUAGUAAAAAUAUGAAUAAAGAUAUAAAUGAAAUUAAGGAAGACAAUACAGUUAUUAAUCAAAACCAUAUAGUGAAUAUGAAUAAAAUAAACAACGUAAACGAAAUAAAAAAUUUGAACAAAUAUAAUGAUAUGAGCACACAUGCAAAUUAUUUAAAUAAUUUUAAUAAUGUACAUAUGUUGAAUAAUAUGAUUACAAAUAAAGUUACAAAUAUAGCUACUAAUGAUACUAUUAGUAAUGUCAUGGAAGUUAAAAGUUCUAGUCAUUUUAAUAGCAAAAUAAAUUGUAUAUUAAAUGAAUCAGCAAUAAAUAACAAAAUAUAUAGGCAUAGUUCUCUCAGCAGCAAUUUAGACUCGCAUAAAAAUAGCUACUUUUUUUAUAACUCAUCAAAUAAUAAUCUUUCCAACAACAUUAGACGCAAUAGUAACAAUUAUGGUUCUUUAAAUUGUAAAACUAUUAGCAGUAUUAAUAUGUUCAAUAAAUUCAAAACAAAUUCAGAUAUUAAUAAUAAUUUUAUAAAUGAGGUAACCAACGAUUUGUAUUAUAAAAUCAAGAACAAAGAAAUCGGGCCCAAUGAAAUUUUUAUUCAAAAUAAUAAUCCACCUUUAAUAUUUAUUGAUAGUCCAUAUAAUAGUUAUAAUAAACUCCAAGAUGUUAAAAGUUAUGAUAAUUUUACCUUUCAAAAAAGUGUAUCUUUAAAUUCAUCAUCUAUAUAUGAUAUAAACAAUAAAGAAAACAAAAAUGGCUAUAUGUAUAAUAAUAAUUUCAUCACCAAUGUUGCUUAUAAUUUUUCUAAUAAUGGACCAAAUAAAAAAGAGCAUGAUCAAGUAAAAAGCCUUUUAAAAGCUAGUAUAGCUGAUUUUGAUAAAAUUUCAAGUAGCAAUAAAAAUGUAAAAUCCUCAUCCCUCAGUGGAAACACAUUAAAUUUUCCAAAAUUAAACAAAACUUGUAGUAAUGAUUCAAAUUAUAAAUAUAAUAACGUCAAUACUCUUGUUAAACAAAAUAUAAAUAUUAAUAAAAACAACAAUGAUUUUAUAGAGAAUGAUAUGUAUAACUAUCGAAAAAAUCCAUCUGAUAGCGUUUUAAGUAUUAAGGAAAAAACAGAUAUUAACUUCAACAAGUUGAAUACUAUCAAUACAUGCACAUUUUUUGACUUAACUUCAUUACAUGUUGAAAAUAAAUCAAAUGUAAAAAAUGUGAAUCAAAAUUUGAGGCAUGAAACGCAAAAUAUCAAAACUAUUAGUAAUAAUAAUUACAUUUGUUACAGUAACAAUACUAAUAAUGAUUGUGACAUAAUAUGUAAUAGUAAUAAAGCAGAGGGUACUAUUAAGUUAGUUGACAAUAUAAAUAGUGAUAAAAUAAAUGAAAACUUUAUAAAUACUAAUAUAGGAACAUUAAACAACAAUUGUAACAUAAUAGAAAUUAAACACGAGGAAAACGUAAAUUCUGAACAUUCGAAUGAAGUAGUUACAAACUAUCAAAAUGAUAUUGUCAAUAAUAAUUUAAAUCAAAAAUCAGAAAGGAAAAACCUCAAAAAACAAAGUAAUAAUGCCAAAAAUAUGAAUAGCAAUGAUGAGAUAUCUAUAGAAAAUAUAAUUACACCAAUUAACACAAAUAUAAAUGAAAGAGAGAAACACAUAUCAAUUAUACCUGAAUGCGUCCAUAUAACAGAUGAUUUAAAUAUAAAAAAAGAUAAAAAAAAAUCUGAAAAAGGAAAAGAAAUUGUGGAAGAAAAAAAUGGAUCGAAGAAUGUAGAUAAUGAAAUCAAUGAUAAAAAUGAAGAAACAAAAAAACAAAAGGAAAUUACAGGAAAAAAUGAAUUAAAUGAAGAACGCGGGAAUGAACUAUGUAAAGAUGGAAUCGAAGAUAAACAGGCAAAAAAAGAAAAGAGGAAAAAAGGAGAACGAACUGUACGAGAGAAAAAAAAGAAAGAAACCAAAAAAGGAAAAGAUGAGGAAAAGGGAAAAACUAAUGGUACCAAUGAAGAAGGUGAAGAAAUACAAUCAAAAAAAAAUAAAACAAACAAAUCAAAAGGAACACGUAUUAAAAUAAAAAAAGAAAGAAAUAGUAAUAAAAAUAUGCCUAAUGGAAAUGUAGAUGAUUUAUCUACACAUCAAAUAGAUGGUAAAUGUAUGAAUAACAAUACCAAAAAUGUUGAAAAUUCUUAUAAUGCCAAUGAUACUCAUAAUAAUGAUAGUACAUUGCAUUUAACAAAAAGAAGUAAAUCUAAUUCAAAAUCUGUUGAUAAAAAAUCCAAAUUGGAAAAAAAUAAUAAAAAUAAUGAUAAUUACAAUUUAUCUGAAAAUAAUGAUUUCUAUCUUUGCUCAGAUAUUGGCGAAUCUGGAUAUUCUCCAUAUCAUAAAAUUCAUUCAUCUUUUCCUGUUAAAAAAAUAAAAAUUAAUAAAUUAAACAAAUUUUUAAAAAAAAAUUCAUUUAUAUUAAAGUCAAAAUUUAAGAGAGUUAGUCCUAAUUCUUAUUUAUGCCACGAUUGUAUAUUAUUAUAUAAAAGUGAAUUAUCUUUUGAUGUAUUCAACGAUGAAAUGCAAAAUUUUGAAAAAAAUAUGCCUGAUUCUGAUGAAAUUACUAAUAUAUGUAAUGUUAAGAAAGAUGUAACUGUAGAACGAAUUGAAACAUUUAAAUUGAAUUAUAACAUCCCCCCAAAUAAUAUUAUAUCUAAUGACAAUGAUAAGAACAGUGUAAAAACAGAAUGCAAAGAUAUUGCUAUCAUGGAAAACGUCAUUGAGUGUGAUACUAACAUUAAUAAUAAUAACAAUUCAAAUCAGAUAAAUAGAGUUGAGAGCGAAAAUAAUAAUAUCGUAAUUUUCAAGAAUAAUAAAAAUUCCUUUGAACAAAAUUCUAGAAAUAUGUAUGAGGAGAAUUCAAAUAACAUGAUGAAGAAAUAUGAUGAUGACGAUGACAAAAAAGAUGUUGAGUUAUUAUUUAUUGAUAAUAUUAAUAACAAAUCAAAAAAUAGCAAUGUAAAAACUAUUUAUGAACAAAUGAAUAAUGAUGUUGUGGUAAUAUGCAAUAAUGAAGAAAAAGACAAAUAUAUCGAAAAUGUGAAUGAAAAUAAAUGUGUUAAUUCUUGUAGAAAGGAUAGCAAUAAACAGCCUUGUCAAAAUCAAAAUAGUUACAUUAGUAAUAACCUUAGCAAAAAUACAAAUCUUAGUAACAGCAAUAAUAAUUAUUUCACUGUACAUAAUAGCAAUACAUUAGAAUGGGAUAAGGAAAAGACUUAUUGGUCAGCCAAAAUAUCAUCUUUUAACAAUAUAUACUACAAUAUGAAUUAUUUCAAAUCAAAUAAAACAAGCCAUACAAUUAUAAAUGAUAUUGAAAAGAAUAAAACAGAGGUAUAUAAAUGCUCAAUAUGCUGUAUUUUAUAUGAAUAUAAAAUUAAUGAAUGUUUAAAAAUUCCAAAUGAGGAGACUAGUUCAAACCUAUUAUUUAUUUGCAAUAUGUGUAGCCGAAAAUAUAAAUACAUUUUUAAAUAUAUGAAGCAUUCUGGAAAUAAUAACAAAUUUAUAAUUAUGAAUGACAAAGAAAAAAAAAAUAAUAAAAUAUAUACCCCCAAUAAUUGUAUUAAUAGCAUUAGUAACAAUCGUAACAGUAAAUUAAGAAAUAUGCUACACGAAUUAGUGUAUUUUAUAAUUAAUAUAUGUUAUGAACAUAUAUAUGAAAAGAAAAUAUUUUUAAAAAAUAUUUUUAAUUUAUUAGAUAAAAUAUUAAAAGGAAAAAAUAUAAAGUUGCUUAGUUUGCUGCAUUUUUCUUAUACCUAUUUUGUAUAUGAUGAGUUUUAUUUGUUUUUUCAAGAAAAGCUAAAAAAAUCCAUGUUCUUAAAAAGAAAAAAAAAUACAUAUUUAAAAAAAAUAUUUUCUGCCAUAUCUACAUCUUCUUUUGUUAGCAUUAUGGAAUAUGUGUUACAACAAUUUUAUAAUCAUAUUUACAAUGAAGUUGGCUACACUAAAACUGGACAAAAUAAGCAUUCCGAUUAUUUAUAUACUUUGCCGAAAAGAGUGAUAUUCUUAUAUUAUACAAAAUCAAAUAAUAAAUUUGAGCAAGUUGUUAAUUAUUCGAUUUAUAUUUUAUACUUAUAUUAUGUUCGUGCAUGUUACUGCAAGCAAUUUUUAUUCAGAAAUAUUGAAAAUCUACUAAAUAUCAAAAGAACAAAUAAAAGGCAUAAAAAGAGUGAAAUCAUUCAGACAAAAAAAAAAAAAUCAGGAAAAGGAAGUAAGCAUUUUAAAGCAUCUCUUUUAAAAGGAGACAAUUCUGAUAGUUUUUACAAUUUAGUGUACAAUUUUAAUUAUAAGAUUAUUACUAAAUUACCAAACAGUUUUAAUAAGAUUGCCGAAAAUAUGAAUAAAGACAAAAAGGAUCAGAUUGGAGAAGAAAAUUGCGUUUCGAUAUGUUCUUAUAAAUCGAUUGAGGAAGUAAACAAUAGUAAUAAUAUACAUAAUGUAGUAAAAAUAGAGAGAGAGAAUAAUAUUACUAAUGACUAUAAUGAGAAAAAUAACAAAAUUGUUCAAAUGGUAACAAAAUAUGAUGAAGAAUGUGAAAAAUUAAUUCAAAAUUAUUAUGAAAAAAUAAAAUCAAUAAUGAAAAAUAAAAUAAAUUUAUAUGUAAAAUUUAUGCUAAAUAAGUAUAUUAAAGAAGGUGUAAAUAUUUUAAAGGAUAGAAAAAUGAAAAAUGGCACAAACAAUAGUAUUAUAAAUAAUAAUAAAGAAAAAAAUAAUAAAAAAUUUGAUAAUAAAAUAUGUUUUUUUUGUAAUUACGGAAAUUAUAUUUAUAAGGGACAGCUUAUUCCAUUUUACGAUAUUUAUAUGCAUACUGAAUGCUUAAAAUGGAGUUUAAAUUGUACACAAUAUUAUAAUUACAAUAAAGACGGUGUAUAUGAAUAUAACAAAAAUUUAGCAGAUGUAAAAAAUAAUAUGAAUGAUACAACUACUAAUAAUACUAACAAGGUUAUUAAUACUACUUCUAAUACUGGUAAUAAUAAAAAAAACUCUAAAAGGGAGCAAAUGAAAGAUAAAAAUAAUUCGAAAAACUUAACAAGCAAUAAAAAAACAAAAAAGAAAUCAACAUCAAAUUAUGUUGAUAAUUGCAAAAAUGAUGCAGAAAAUUCAAAUGUGAAUAAAAAUAAUAAAAACACAAAUGUAUUAGUAAAUAAUGAAAAUCCAUCUUUUAUUAAGAACGAAAAGCUUUCUCAUGAUACUCGUUUCAAUUUAAUGAAUUGUGGCGACACUAAUUCAACAAUCGAAACAAAUAAUGCAUCACAACGUGAGCAAAAUGCUGAAGAAAACCUUGAAACAAAUAUUAAGAAGCGAAUUAAAAAUAUAAAAUUAAUGGAACGUUUAGAAUAUAUUGAAAAUAAACACUCUUUUAAUAAUUAUCAAAAUAUAAUAGAAGUAGAUGAAGAUGAUAUUAAAGAAAUAAUAUACGAUUCUGUUAAUUCAACUUGCUUUUUAUGUGGUUAUAAAAAUGCUAGCAUUUAUUGUAGUAAUGAAAAUUGUAGUGUAAAAUUUCAUUUAAAUUGCGCUUUUUAUUCAACUAUUAUUAAAAAUUGCAAUGAUAAUAUAUUUUUUAAUUAUAAAAAAUUAUUCAAUUUGAUUAAAUUUAAUAAUGAUACAAUUUUCUGCAAUCUAAAUAAUUUGCCACAUAAAAAAGAGGAAGAAAAUUAUAUAUUUGAAAAUAAUUAUAAUGAUAUUUUCCCAAUUCAUAUAAUAUUCAAAACAAAAAAAAUAUGGUGUAAUCAUUGUUGGAAUGAUAAAUCUGUUUAUGAAUCAUUUUAUUUAAAAAAGGAAAAUGUCUCAUAUUGUACACCUUCAAAUUGUGUGAAUGACCAAAUGACUUAUGAACAAAAUCAAAUAAUAGCUGAUAACACGCCAUCUAAACAUGUUGAAAUUAAUAAUUUGAAUCAUAUCCCAAACUUAGAAAAUACCCUUGGAAAAAAGGAGAUGCUUCAAGAAAAUUCGAUUACAUGUGUAAAAUCAGAAAAUGAUAUGGAAAAUAAAAAACUUAUAUCAUAUACCAAUGAUAAAAGAGCUACUAGCACAAAGUUUCUCGAAAUGCUAAAACAAUAUUUUAAUUCUUUUCUUGAGUUUUACUUCGAAAAUGGAUCAUACUAUGUUAUGGAUACAAUUUUACACAACAUAAAUGAAAGCAUAAAAAUUCGAUAUAAAUCAAAACCGUUGACGGUGUUGCAAGAAAUUUUAAAUAAAAAGAGUAAAAUAGAAAAAAAAAUGAAAGAAUUAGAAAAUGUUAUAAAUAAAUAUGUAAACAAAAAAAAUGAUGAAAAAUAUAUUGAUGAUAAGUAUAAUCUUAUUAUUCAAGAAAACACAAAAAAUAUUAGUAACAAUAAUAAUGAUAUACCAAAUGAGCGACACGAGACAAAAAUUACGAAAAAGAUAAAACGAAACGAAGAACCAAUUAAUAAUACAAUUGUUGAUAUACAAAAAAUUAUUGAUAAUAAAAAUGUGAGCAAUAUUUUAAAGUCAUAUUUUAUACUUAAAAAUUUUUUCUAUAUAGGAAAUUUUACAACAUUAAAAAAUGAAAACUAUUUUUUUUCAAAAAAAAACGAAAAUUCUUUUGUUAAAUAUUUAGUAGAAAAUGAACAAACAUUAAAUAUAUGCCUGUCAGAUGUGCUUACCACUAAUCAAAUAAAAAUGAGUUCAUUUGCCUGUAAAAAAAAAUGGAAUGAAAAUGAUAUGGCCAAUUCUUCUACCAAUGAAUAUAAUAAAAUGAACGAAAUGAAUUCCCCUCAAAAUUAUUGUAUAAAAUAUGUUGAAUAUGAUAAUGAAUCAGAUGAUAAUACAUCAGAUACUAAUAUUAAUUGUAGUAGCGAAACAGAAGAGUCAAGCCAAUAUAUAAAUGAUAUAGAUAAUAAUAUUGAAGAAAAUAUGAAAUAUAAAAAAAAAAGUAUAAAUAUUUAUUUUAAAAAUUUAACAGAUAUGAAAGAAAAAAAAAAAGUCAACAUAACCAAAUUGCAACAAGUUAGUAGUAAUUUUAUCAGGAAUAGAGAAAAUGUGCACAUUAAUAAAAUUGUUGAAGAAAUAGAUGAGGGAAAAAAUAAAAACCUUGUAGGAAAAGAAAAAUUAAAUAUUUUUAAAAAAAGAGGAAAACCACAAGAAUAUAUAAACGAUCGAAAAUGGAGUAAUACCAGUAGUAAUGCUAGUAUUGCCAAUAUGAUGCUAAAGAAAGAGUGUUUUUUAAACUUGGUUACAAAUAAUAAUGAUAUAUAUAUUAAACAAAUAAACGAUAAAUAUUUUUUAAAUUAUAAAUAUAAUACUGCUACUAAUAAUAAUAAUAAUUUACCUUUCAAUCACUCAAAAUGUAAUGUUAUUAAAAUCGGCUGUCAUAAUAUAUUAAACAUUGGAGAAGUAGUAAAAUACGAAGGAGAAGAAAUGAUAUAUCCAUGUGGAUUUUUAAAUAUGAGAAUAUUUUUUAAUUUACCAUCAUCAGUUUUAUUUCACAUAUAUAAGAAUGCUAAUAUUAAUAAUUUGUGUUUAAAAAAUAAUGUAUUAGAAAAAAUAUGUUUACAACUACGAGCUACUUACAUAUUUUCAAUUACUCUCAAAAAUAAUAAUAUAUUCUUUUCAAUUAUUUUAUUCCCGUUAAUAAAUAUAAAUUAUUUUAGUGAAGCCGAUGCACAAAAAUUUGUUUUAGCUGAAAGCCAUAAUAUUAACGAAUUAUAUAAACAAUUUCUUUCCUACUUUAAUUAUCAAAACGAAAUAUAUAUUACAGAGCAAUACAAAAAGUUUACAAAGAAAUAUUCAAAAUUAUAUGAAUAUAUGGCUAAAUUUUUUUUUAAAUCUGCUGAACACAACAAAUCACUUGAUGCACACAGUUUCUUUGGAUUAACAUUACCAUGCGUUAUAUAUCAUAUUAAAUAUAAGUUGUUUAAAUUUAUAUGGGCUAAUUUAAGUAGUAAAAUUAAUACACAUGCCAAACGAGAGUGCGAACGUGAUGAGAUAAAAAAAAAAAUAAAAAAUUGCAAGAGGGAAGUCAAAUAUAAUGAUAAUAUUCUAUGCAAAUAUUCCAAUCUCGAAACGUCAAUUUUUAAGGACAGCGAAAAAGAAAUGGAAAAAAAUACAAGAAAAAUAACAAAAUACAAAUAUAACAUAAACAGUGCGAUGUCUUACAGAUAUUUAAUGAACAUAUCAUCAAACUCAAGAUUGUAUGUAAAGAAAAGUAGCAUACAUGGGUAUGGAUUAUAUACACGUGAAUUCAUUAAUGAAGGAGAGCCUGUUAUAGAAUAUAUUGGUGAAUAUAUAAGAAAUAUAAUAAGUGACAAAAGGGAAAAAUAUUACGAAAAAAUCGAAAGUAGUUGCUAUAUGUUUAGACUUAAUGAGAAUAUAAUUAUCGAUGCGACAAAAUGGGGGAAUGUUAGUCGAUUUAUUAACCACAGCUGCGAGCCUAAUUGUUUUUGUAAAAUAGUUAGCUGUGAUCAAAAUUUAAAACACAUUGUUAUCUUUGCAAAAAAAGAUAUUUUACCACAUGAGGAAAUAACAUAUGACUACCAAUUUGGUGUCGAAUCCGAAGGAGAAAAACUAAUUUGUUUAUGUGGAUCAAGCACGUGUCUAGGAAGAAUGAACUAA
Molecule: messenger RNA, 18588 nt
Organism: Plasmodium yoelii
Lineage: Eukaryota; Apicomplexa; Aconoidasida; Haemosporida; Plasmodiidae
Product: SET domain protein, putative
Exons: 6
Coding region: 1-18588 (6195 amino acids)
Cellular component (GO): Set1C/COMPASS complex
Molecular function (GO): protein binding; histone H3K4 methyltransferase activity
Source: RefSeq, a predicted model, not a curated record